Lolium perenne is the source of this 2430-nucleotide messenger RNA. Its product is annotated as ABC transporter G family member 1. Gene Ontology annotation, molecular function: ABC-type transporter activity; ATP hydrolysis activity; ATP binding. The record is from RefSeq and is a predicted model, not a curated record. NCBI's taxonomy places the organism in Eukaryota, Viridiplantae, Streptophyta, Magnoliopsida, Poales, Poaceae. Gene Ontology annotation, cellular component: membrane.
ACUGCUCCAGUUCCAUUACGCUUCUUCGGAACCAAUCAAGCGAGCUACGUAGCGUGUCUCGUCGUCACGUGAGUGCGCCUAUGGCAGUCUCGUCGUCACCGCUGCCGCGAUGGGCGCCGACGCCGAGCCCGUCGCGCCCGCUCUGGCGCUGGGGCGGCGGCACACCUGACGCCCGGACCGGCGGCUCCGGCGAAGCUGCAGGGGCGGGCAGGUCGCUGGCUAGAAUGUUCCCGUGGAAGCGUCGUCCGGCCGUGGCGGGGUUCGACGGCGUGGAGGUAACGCCGACGCAGAGCGCGGGCACGGACGUCGUCGACGAUCCCGGGGUGUUCCUGACGUGGGAGGACGUGUGCGUCACGGUGGCGGGCGGCGCGUACGGCGCCCAGCCGGUGAGCAUCCUGAGCGGGAUCAGCGGGCACGCCGGGCCGGGGGAGGUGCUCGCCAUCAUGGGGCCGUCCGGCUGCGGCAAGACCACCCUCCUCGAUACUCUCGCAGGAAGGAUAGGGCCUGGAGUCAAUGAAAAGGGGUUGAUUCUGAUCAAUGGCCGUCGAGAGAAGCUUGCCUUUGGAACCUCGGCUUAUGUGACCCAAGACAAUGUUCUGAUGUCGACGAUGUCGGUGCGCGAGGCCAUCUACUACUCGGCGCAGCUGCAGCUGCCAGGCACGAUGCCAGCGGCAGAGAAGCGCGCGCAUGCUGACGGCGUGAUCCAAGAGAUGGGCCUCGGUGACGCCAUGGACACGCGCAUCGGCGGGCGCAUGACCAAGGGCAUCAGCGGUGGGCAGCGGAAACGGCUGACAAUCUGCAUCGAGAUGCUCACGCGGCCGCGACUGCUCUUCCUGGACGAGCCCACCAGCGGGCUCGACAGCGCCGCCUCCUACCACGUCAUGAGCCACAUAGCUAGGGUCGCAGCCAGGGAGGGCAUGACCGUUGUCGCUGCGGUGCACCAGCCCAGCGAUGACGUCUUUGACCUCUUCCAUGGCCUCUGCCUGCUUGCCUCUGGCAGGACCGUCUUCUUCGGAGCUGCGUCCCAUGCCACCCAGUUCUUUACUCAAAGUGGCUUCCCAUGUCCUCAACUGAGGAACCCAUCAGACCACUUCCUGAGAACAAUCAACAAGGAUUUUGAUGAGGAACCUGUUGAAAAUUCCAAAGCUAGAGAAAAAACAGCAAUUGAAGCAAUAGACAUUCUGACAGAUGCUUACCAGUCCCCUGCUUACUCAGGAAAAACAAUGAACCGAAUAGCUGAGAUGAAAGGGAUAGGUGGAGCUCCAUUUAGGCAGAGGGAACAAGCCAGCUUCUCAACAAAGGUUUUUGUACUCACCAGAAGGUCAUUUGUAAAUAUGCACAGAGACAUAGGAUACUAUUGGAUGCGUUUGGGUAUUUUCCUAGGAAUUGGCAUUUGUCUUGGCACUAUAUUCUACCAAGUUGGCCACAGUUACAGUUCUAUCCAGUCCAGAUGUGAAGUAAUAAUGUAUACGACCGCACUUCUAACUUUCAUGGCAAUUGGAGGAUUCCCUUCUUUUGUAGAGGACGUAAAGGUAUUCAGAAGGGAGAGGCUGAGCGGCCAUUACGGUGUGGCGGAGUUUGUGAUGUCGAACACACUGUCAGCCACUCCAUACCUGGCAGUCAUAGCUGUGAUCCCCGGCGCAAUGAUGUACUACCUGACGGGGCUAACCAAAGGGGCUGAUCACUUCGCCUACUUCGUCAUCAACCUGUGCAUGUGUACAUUGCUGGUCGAGAGCAUGAUGAUGAUUAUCGCCGUCAUUGUGCCGGACUUUCUAAUGGGGAUCAUUGUCGGGGCUGGAGUGCAAGGGGUGAUGAUGCUCAACGGUGGUUUCUUCCGCCUCCCCAAGGAUCUCCCGAAGCCAGUGUGGAAGUAUCCUUGCUACUACAUCUCAUUCCACAAGUACGCGGUGCAGGGGUUCUACAAGAACGAGUUCAUCGGGCUGACGUUCCCGAGUGACCAGCUGGUUGAGAAAAAUGCCACCAUCAGUGGCCAUCAAGUGCUGCAGGAGAAGCUCCAGGUGGAGAUGGGGUACUCUAAAUGGGUCAACAUUGCCAUCCUCUGUGGGAUGAUUGUGGUGUAUAGGAUGAUGUUCUUUGGUAUUGUCAAGAUCGCGGAGGAAGUCAGGACAAAACGAAGGGGAAUGAGAUGCAGAUGGUGUAAAUAGAUGUGCCUCUCAUUUCACUUAUUUUCUUGUCAGGUACAAAACUGUCAUUGGAUAUAAUAACACAGUAUGGUAUAUGGAUUGUUUAUGUUUCUUUGGAUGGAGUUUCUGACAAAGCAGUCGUUGCUGCCUAUCUGGUAAGACCUGAGGAAGCAGCUGGAGCUGGAUAACCCGGUGGUAGAAUGUACUCUUUGGAUUUGAUCUAAAAAAAUGUACUGAUUUUGGUAUGAAGAUGCUCUGGUAUUAUUUCAUGAUGAUUAAAUGCUUC